This is a messenger RNA of Eleginops maclovinus (Patagonian blennie), 5805 nucleotides long. It is a transcript of the gene ncapg2, whose product is annotated as non-SMC condensin II complex, subunit G2. Lineage: Eukaryota; Metazoa; Chordata; Actinopteri; Perciformes; Eleginopidae. Gene Ontology annotation, biological process: mitotic sister chromatid segregation. The transcript is spliced from 27 exons. The coding region runs from base 92 to 3508 and encodes 1138 amino acids. Gene Ontology annotation, cellular component: nucleus; condensin complex. The record is from RefSeq and is a predicted model, not a curated record.
GCUGUUAUGAAAAGCUGUCUGUCAUUCAGCGGCUGUCGGAUCACAGAAUUAUAAUUAAAAAGAUUUACUUGGAAUAUUCGUGUUGUUUAACAUGUCUAAGCGAGAGGCUUUUCUAGAGUCCUGCUGUAAGGAGAAGGUGGAGGAUUUCCUUCGCUUUAUUCAGCUUCAUAGGAACAACACGGAGCCCUUCGAUGUGGAGGAAGUGGUGCAGGAGAUGCACAGAGAGCAGAGGCAGUCGCUGUGGGGGAAACUGUCCUCCCUCCUCCAGGACGUCCUGCAGGAGGUUCCUCCAGAGCGCUGGGAGGAAGGGAGAGAGGAGGCCAUGGAGGUGGAGGCAGCUCCAGACCCUAAGCAUGUGAUGUAUGUAGUGAACGGCGUGACUCUGGUGGCGUCUGAGUCCUUAAAGAUCCUGCAGGACGGAGACACCUACAGCUCUCUUCUGGAGAUCGUCCACAGGCUGCACGAUGUGUUGCUGCUGCAGCCGCUCUCUGAGGCUCCACUGCAGGUGCACAUCCACAGACUGUGUGAGGCCUGGUGGAGGAAAGACCUGAAGGAGAAGGAGGCGUUCGGUCGCACUGCUUUACUCAUCGCUCUGCAGAAGAGCUUCGAUCUGAAGAAGCGGGCUGUUGAGAUCCAAAGGGUGUGGAUUCUCCGGGAGGUUCUCUUGGGUCUGGACCACACGUCAGAGGACAACAAGCAGAUGAUGGACCUGUUGCUGCAGUGCUUCCACCACCCUACUUUCCUCAGGAACGAUGAUGGAAAACGCUUCCUGGUGUUUCUCUUCAGCUGGAACAUCAACCUCAUCUGGGUCAUCCAUGGCACCAUCAAGAACGAGCUGGAGUUUUACAGCAAGACGGUUACCGCUCAUAUCGCAGAGAUCUACUUCAGAGCGUGGAAGAAAGCCGACGGUGAAUUCCUGGAGAAGAUCGAGAGCUCCUGCAUUCAGGAUUUAAUGCAGAACGCCAUCUUCCUCCACAGAUCCUCUCCUGUCUACACCAAAGUCCGAAAGAUUGUGAGCUACUUCCACUCGAGGAAAGGCUGUGAGAAGGUGGACAAGAUGCUCUCCAGUCUCUACAAACCCAUUCUCUGGAAAGCUCUGAAUGCUGCAAACUUUGAGGUGAGAGCAAACGCCACGCUGCUCUUCACCGAGGCAUUCCCGGUGCAUGACCUGGAAAACGGCAACAAGAACACAGACGAGGCCAUCCAGAAGCAGCUGGACACGGCCAUGGCGCUCCUGGAUGACCCUCACCCCACGGUUCGCUCCAACGCCACCCUGGGAGUGUGUAAGAUCCUGGCUAAGUGCUGGGAGCUGCUUCCUGCCGCCAUCAUCACCGACUUCCUGAAGAAGCUGGUGAUGGAGCUGGCCGUCGACUGCAGCUCGCCUGAUGUCCGCUGCUCCGUCUUCAAGUGUCUCAUUAUCGUCCUGGACAACAAUCUCAGCCAUCCCAUCCUGGAGAAGCUCCUCCCAACUCUGAAAUACAGUCUGCACGACAACUCGGAGAAAGUCCGCAUAGCUUUCCUGGACAUGCUCAUUAAAGUCAAGGCUGUGCGAGCGGCUAAGUUCUGGUCCGUGUGCAGCAUGGAGCACCUGCUGGCCCGCCUCGCCAUCGACUCGGUCUCCGUGUGUAAGCGCAUCGUGCACCUGCUCUUCAAGUCCUUCUUCCCCGUCAACGAGUUGGACAAAGAGUGGUGCGGCCGCUGCAUCACGCUCAUCCAGAUGAACCCGGCCGCCGCCAGGAAGUUCUACCAGCACUCACACAAACACACCGCGCCCACCAACAUCAUAAAGCUGAUGUUAACUAUCCGCCGUGUUCUGAACAGCUGCAUCCAGACUGAGUGUGACCUGUCCGAAGUCAACGACAGCAACAAGGAGAACAGCGCACUAGCGGAGCCUCUGCUGGGGAAGGACCAGGCAGUGGUGUCCGGUCUGCUGGAGGUGGUGGUGAUCCUGUGGAGGAGCGUGCAGAAAUCCCUGAAACAAAACGAGGAGGCCCAGAAGUACAUUUACGCCAAGUUUGGGAAUGUCGUCUCCAAGUAUUUCCACGCCUUUGAGGACGAGCGAUGCACCGUUCCUCUCAUACAAAUGGCCUCCUUGAUGCCCCCUGCUGCAGUCCCAACCUUCAGCUGUGGCGUUUUAUCCAGACUGAGGAGGAUGGAGUCUGGAGCGGCGCCCGCACACUUCAGCCAGCUGUUGGACUGCAUGUGCAGCUGGGGCCAGGCUGCAGACGUCCUGGAACUCAUCACCGACUGGCUCUCUGAGGCGCUGCCAAAGCAAAAGGACAAAGGGGCCGUGAAGAGGAAGGUGCAGAUCAUGGAGACGGUGGAGGCUAAACCGGACCUGGCGCUGGACUAUCUGGAGUAUCUGUUCAGCCACUCUUCAACCCGGGAGAACGUUCUGUCUCUGGAUCAGUGGAAGCUGACGCAGCUCCACACGGUGCUGGCGAACUGGAGGUCGGUGCUGUACUCUCACCUCAGUGCCGCCACAGACUGUAAGAGUCCCGGAGUGGAGAUCGCUCUCAAAGUUUUCACGUACCACGGACGACUCGGCGCGCAUCUGCAGCAAAAUACCUCCGAGGGUCGAGACUACCUGCUGUCUCUGGAGCACGUUGCAGCCUGGGUCGCUGAGAGGGUGCUGCCCUUCCUCACUAAACCCACCAAGGAUGCUGAGGAGGAAGAGGAGGAGAGGUCUCCCCCGCUGGCGGCACAGAUUACCGAGAGCUUCCUGACCGUGUGCCGGGACGUUUUACUUGUGGGUCUGGGCGACGAGGCGUUCAAAGGUCAAAUCCUCCAUUUGUGCUCGCUCACCCUCCUCUCAGAGGCGGGCUACUACAUCCCUGCCGUGCUGCUGAUUUUAAAGGAGGUGGCAGACAGCUACUCACCUGAAGACAAACAAGAGGAGGAGGAAGAGGGAAAGGAGGAAGAUACAACCGCUGUGGUUCUGGGUGUGGUGGCCAACAUCUUCCAGAAGAUCAUCGAACUGCUGGCCCGCCGACUCAGGAAGAAACCGGAGGAGGGGCAACAGCUUUGUCACUCAGCCCUCCCCGGCCUCACACACUUCCUCCAGGUGGCUCAGACGUGGGAUAAACCCCCCCUCAGCGGCGUGUUCUCCACCCUCUUGGCCGUCAUCAUCGUGGAGAAGACGCACCUGCUGCAGAAGGUUAACCAUCCUGAGGAGGUGAUCACCCCGGAGUCAGUGGAGGAAAUGCCUCCUCUGUCCAGCGUCCUGCUCUCCGUCAUCCUCAGAUUACCUUCUCUCACCAGCUCAUUUUUGGCAGAAGUCAGCUCCUCCUUUGAGUCUGAGGAAGUCAUCAGCAGUCUGAAUGAACUGGCGGCUGUCCUGCACAUCCUAUCUGUCAUCAGACACACCGGUCAGUGUAAAGCCAGUCUGAAGUUUGUAGCCACUUGUCUGCAGCAGCAGCUCCACACACAUGCAGUCACGUCCACAGACAUCCAGAGGGUCAUCUAUGAAUCUUCUGUGAAGACCUUGAAUGAGAUCCUGGAUUUAUGAGUGGAUGUGAAAUGUAAUCCCUGCGUCAGGUUUGUAUUUGUGGAGCAGAGGAUAAUCAGAAAGAGACGUUUAAUGUUCCUUACGCCUCCACGAGACCUGAACGUGUUGCUCUCUUUGCUCCACUUUUUUAAACAGUGUUUUUAUGAAUUGCAAAUACUUUUCACUCUGUUUUCUGUCAGCUGCAGCACACUUCUGAUCAGAAUAAAACGUGUAUUAUUGACAAUAACUCAAUGGUUAUUUCUUUGCCAAUUAUUCCUCCUGUGUAGUCAUUUUAGGAAUUUGCAUGUUGGCUUGCUUAUUAUUUGCCUUUCUGUUUGAUUCACAGAAACUCAAGAUUUAGUUAAAUAUAUAUAUUUCUGAUGGACAUUAUUAUCUCUAUUUUGGACAAUUCUUUUCAAAUAAAUAAGCAAUCUGUCCAAUCCAAAUGAUCUCCAGUCCCUUGAAUCUUCAAACUCAGCUCACAGAGAGUACAAAUAUGGUAAUUUCCUGCUUAAAACUUUCAAAUUUGAUCCUGAAAAUGUCAUAAAUGGACUCAGCAUCCUCGAUAACCCCCAUCCUGUAUCAUCCAAUAGUUGUGAAGACGUUUCUGUCAAAUCCACAAAUUUCAACCUGAUCUUGGAGUGAACUGAAAGGUCAGAGGGUCACCAAACAGAGGAGGGUGCAUCCUCUAGGAACCAUGCAUUUGUACACAAUUUAAUGACAAUCAAUUAAAGAGGUGUUUAGAUAUUUCAGUCUGAACCUUAAAAAAUGUCUCUAAAAAUUCAUAUUAUUUUGUAAAUUUUUGUUUAUUUAUUUCCAUUUCAACCGGAGAUGACCUGAACCUCUCGUUCCAGAGUGCUGUUCCUCUGAGUCAGCUGUGGUUCUUCUCUCUCUGCCGGCUCAUCUUGGCUCUCAGGCUCUCCUGCUGAGUGGCCUUCUUCAGCAGCUUCUGCACGUUGCCUCCAGCUCCUUGUUUUUAUCGAUCAUGGAUUUGAUCUCAACUUUGGCCGUUUUGAGUUGGUCUUUCAUGUCGUCGUAGCUCUGGCAUUUCUGGCCCAGCAGAGAGAUCUCCUGUCGCAUGAUGCUGUUGCUCUGCUCCAGGUCUUCUCUCUGCCUGUGCAGCCUGCAGUUUCUCUCUAAGGAUCGCCGGGUCUUUUGUGUUCCUGUGUAAAUCUUGCGGCACACUCUGAAGGUGUUUGUUGACCUCAGUCAAUGCCCUUCUCUGACCUCUCUUUGACUUCAAUCUGUUCAUCAAGUCUUCACUCUGAGCAGCCUCAUCGUUGACUUCAUCAAUUUGGGAAAACAAGACUCUUAUUACUUUCCCUGAUCGCCUCUGCCUCCUCACUCACUGAAGCUGGCUCUGGAGACUUGUCGGUCCCUGAGUUCCCUCAGUGUCGGUGGCCGGAGUUCAGGUUCCCCACGCGCACCCAAGAGAGGGCAGUGUUUCUCCAAACCAUCCUGACUUUGGUCUACAAACUACAACGGUGUUGCACUGCAGAAGAGGACGAUGAACGUGGAGGGGAUGAUACACUAGCGUAGGUGAGCUGAGGACUGAAUGCUAUUCAAUGUGAGGUCUGUCUGUCUGAUACAAAGCACUGACUGACUGAGAGUCCUGUCCUCUCCGGCUGACCUUGGCUUCCGUCUCCCGGUGAUGUCGUCGCAUUCCGAGAGGUAACGUUCCGAUGAUGUCACGGUGACAUCAUGUUCCAAGCUCCGCCCGGGAUGUGGAGGCUCGGAUUGUGUUGGCAUGGCGACACACUGCCACUCAGUCCCAAGAGAUGAUUGACAGGUAUUCUUAAAAUGGGAUACGCCACUGAAAAUGAUGGGAUGUGGAGAAAGAGAAACGAUAGGUAAAUUACACUGGAAGUUUACAAUGAAUUGAUGAUUCAGUUUAUUCAUUUAAAUAUUCCCAUAAAGUAAAAAAAUGAAGACCUUUUUGAACAUCACAGCAUUUAGUAAAUGUUGAGUGUGAAAUAUGUUGCCCGUUCUUUUUUUAUUUGUCACGUUAUUGGCUCGGUUGGACUAUUAUAACAUAUUUGAUAUUAAGUUAUUCAACUCUUUCCCAUGACUACAUUUGUGCUCUAUGUUUCCAUGUGUUUCUCUAAAUUUAAAACAGUACUCUCUUUUUCAUAAGUCAAGCUCAUGAGGUGUUUAAAUCCUCUAUUUUUUCCUGUGUUGCCUUCAUGUUUCUGUGCAGUAAUAAUUCAGUCUGUUCCCUGAACGCAUCAGUUCUACAAUAAUAAUACUCCACCACAAAAGGACUAUAACAUGUUAUUGUAUUUAAAUGUUUCCUGAAAAUGAAAGAUAAUCAAUGUGAA